AUGUCUCUCACCCCUCCAACCGACGAUACUGGUGCCAUUACGACUUCUACAACCGAUGGUACUGGUGUUAUCACCCCUUCAGCCUCUACACCACCUAUCACAGGCUAUGUGCCUUCAUCCAUCAACAUUGAUGAUCCGUUUCUUCUUACUCCUACUGAUUAUGCAGUCAACAAGUUGAUUUCACUCACCCUCACUGGUGAUGAUAAUUAUCACAUCUGGAGUUGUACGAUCUUGACGGCACUUGAAGCUCGCAACAAACAUAAGCUUGUUGAUGGCUCACUUAUAGUGGAUAAUCCCGAUGAUACUCGUUAUUCCUCUUGGAAGCGAUGUAAUAGUCUUGUGUUGUGGUAUGCAUCUUCAAAUGAUACUCGAGUUUACAAACUUCGCCAAGCUUUAAGUGCCACUCAUCAAGGCAGCAUGAAUCUGUGGUACUUAAGCUGCUCUUUAACAACACCAGGAGAAGACAAAUACUAUGUUUUCUUGAUGGGUCUAGGUGAAUGCUUCUCUGCAAAACACAGCCAUAUUUUAUCUUUAGAUCCUCUUCAAGGGUCACUACAGCUUUAUCCAUGUGGCGCAACUUUCCCAUCAUCGAACUUGCCUCAGUCCUCUUUGCAGAUGCCUCCAGAGCUUUGCAAUCAACUCAUGAAUUUUCUAAAAUUGACUUCCAACGUGUCUCAGCAAAAUGACACUUCCAUUUCCAAUAUUUCUUCAAGUAGCAAUUUUCAUGUGCAAACCCCUUUGCCUACUGUUUCUACAGUGGCAGGUAAAAUUUUUUCCACUCUUCCGAUUCUCUUUGUCUUGACUUUACCAACGCUUACUGUCAUCCCUUGGAUAAUUGACAGUGGGGAUAGUGAUCACGUUGUUAGUUCCCCUGCUUAUCUUCGUUCCGUAAAACCUUUACAUAAUUCCUAUGUUACACUACCAAAUGGAGAGAAACAAGUGACUACUCACAUUGGACUCAGUCACCUCGAAGAAGAUUGGAAUGGGAAUAUGCAUAGAGGGCUUUAUUUUUUGAAAACACCUACUCCAACAAUCAAUUCUGUUUUGUCUCUUCCAAAACCGCCAGACUCCAUGCUAUUACAUCAUCCUAAGAUGAAACACCAACCCUUUAGCCUUAGUGUAACUCAAAGUGUGUCAAUUUUUGAACUUAUGCAUGUAGACAUAUGGGGACCUCAUUCCCUUACUUCUAUUGAUGGAUACAAAUAUUUUUUGACUAUUGUCGAUGAUUUUAGUCGCACUACUUGGAUCUACUUGAUGCAUACCAAAACUGAAACCCGAUUUUUCAUCCAACAAUUCUGCAACUAUGUUGAAACACAUUCUGAUACUAAGCGUAAACACCAACAUAUUAUCAACACUGCUCGAGCCUUGAGGUUUCAUGCUCACUUACCUGAAACUUUUUGGAGUUUUUGCACUAUUGCUGCUGUUUAUCUCAUUAACAGACUCCCGUCUCAUACUUUAGAUAAAUAUAGUCCCAAUCAAAUUUUGUUUAACAAACCUCAAGACUAUGCCAAUCUUCGGGUGUUUGGAUGUUUAUGUUAUUCUGUAGUUACCUCUCCAAAACGCUCCAAAUUGUCACCUAGAGCACGGGCUUACAUUUUCUUGGGAUAUCCUCUCGGGGUCAAAGGCUACAAAGUCUUUGAUUUGGAAACACAUGAUAUUUUUAUUUCACGUGGUGUUCAAUUUCAUGAACACAUUUUUUCUUUUCAUAUGCCUCCUUCCACAUCUAGCUCUCCUAACUCUCCACCUGAUGAUGUGGUUCACGACAUUCUACCUCUCCUAAUGCAUGACCAUCCUUUACCUCAACACCUUCCUUCACCAACAUCAGUUGCCACACCAACUCCAUCACCCAAUGCUUCUGCUUCUUAUUCAGACCUGUCCCUUUGUACUUCAUUCUCUACUCCUCCACCUAUUCGCCACUCCUUGCGCCAUACACACCCACCUUCCUAUCUCCAAGAUUAUCACUACAAUUCUGUUAUAUGCAUCAGCUCCAGCAGCUUCAAGGGCAGACCUGCUCACUUUGCUGAGGCCGUGAAGGGAUUAGUUUGGCAUAAAGCCAUGAACCUUGAAUUCCAUAAAGCAAUUGGCUUUAAGUGGGUUUACAAGAUCAAAUAUAAUCCCGAUGACACACUUGAACGUCACAAAACACAUUUGGUUGCUCAAGGUUUUAUACAAAAACCUGGUUUUGAUUACAAUCAAAACCAGUGGUGA
Tripterygium wilfordii is the source of this 2208-nucleotide messenger RNA. RefSeq lists its product as uncharacterized. Bases 1 to 2208 code for a protein of 735 amino acids. NCBI's taxonomy places the organism in Eukaryota, Viridiplantae, Streptophyta, Magnoliopsida, Celastrales, Celastraceae. The record is from RefSeq and is a predicted model, not a curated record. The transcript has 9 exons. Gene Ontology annotation, molecular function: nucleic acid binding.